GUUUGCGACCAAACGUGUACAAAGUGAAAAUGUCCAUGGAAAAGGUUAUCAGAGAAGACCAGGUAGAGAUUUUGGAGUACAACUUCACUAGAAUCAGCAAGAAUCCUGAUCGUGCUACCCUGGACCUCAUUGCUGCUGAGGCAGGUCUAUCAGUAGAAGAAGUUCUAGUAUGGUUCAAGAAGCGCCUGGGAGAGUGGAGGAAAUCAGAAGGGCUUCCUUCAGAAUCUAGGUCUGUCAGAGAUUGACUAAAGCCCCCCCUUAUGGGGACAUCCCUGGAAAAUGGACAGCAGCUCAAUUAUUGCUUUCUCUGUGGAAUGUUACUCUCAAAAAUAUUUUUCCUGUUUUUUUAACCUGCUGCUUAUUUAAAAUGUAUAUACUAGAGGUGGAAAAUAAGUAUAUGAAAUUAUGCAUACUGAUUGUAAUGUAGACUUUUAUGAAACUUACAAAAAAAAGGUUACAAACUAUGCCUAUUGCAAAUACAGCGAUAAUUUAACGGA
Messenger RNA from Protobothrops mucrosquamatus (brown spotted pit viper), 497 nucleotides. It is a transcript of the gene HOPX, whose product is annotated as HOP homeobox. Gene Ontology annotation, molecular function: DNA binding. Bases 30 to 245 code for a protein of 71 amino acids. The transcript has 2 exons. Lineage: Eukaryota; Metazoa; Chordata; Lepidosauria; Squamata; Viperidae. The record is from RefSeq and is a predicted model, not a curated record. Gene Ontology annotation, biological process: regulation of transcription by RNA polymerase II; cell differentiation. Gene Ontology annotation, cellular component: nucleus.